AUUUGUUUGAAAUGUCCUAAUUUGUUUUUCUCCAAUCAUCUGAUUUAAGUGGGAUUGUCAAAGUUAUUAAAUUUUCAUUGCAGUUUUUAACAGAUGUACAUCGAUGUUACGAUCAAGGGUUAAUAUUAUUAGUAUACUAAGAAGACUUUCAUCUGAUGCCCAAAAUAAUCAAGGAACAGUAAAAGGCAAUGCUAGUACUUGUAGACCAUCUGCAGCAAUUGACGAAAUUAUUCGAGUUGACCAUGCUGGAGAGCUAGGUGCUGAUAGAAUUUAUGCUGGUCAGAUGGCGAUUUUAGGGAAUACUCCAGCAGGAAAAACGAUACAACAUAUGUGGGAACAAGAGCAAGGUCAUAGAAAACGAUUUGAAGAACUUAUUAACGAAUAUCGUGUCAGACCGACAGUAAUGACCCCGAUAUGGAAUGUUGCAGGAUUUGUUUUGGGAGCAGGAACUGCUUUAAUGGGUGAAAAAGCUGCCAUGGCUUGUACCGUAGCUGUAGAAACAGUUAUUGUUGAACACUAUAACGACCAGUUAAGGCAAAUAAUGGAGAGUCCAGAUCCAGAUAAGAAACUUUUAGAAGUGAUAACUAAAUUUCGUGAUGAAGAACAAGAACAUCAUGAUACAGGAAUUGAUCAUGGAGCAGAACAAGCACCAUUUUAUAAAUAUUUAACAGAAGUGAUAAAAUUCGGUUGUAAAGCAGCAAUAGAAAUUUCUAAGAAAGUUUAAUUUUUCUUUUAAUUUACGAAUUCGUUUUAAUAUUAAUUAUUAUGACUUAUCCUUAUUGAAAUAAAUAUGUAUGUAUAUGUACAUAA
Molecule: messenger RNA, 810 nt
Organism: Condylostylus longicornis
Lineage: Eukaryota; Metazoa; Arthropoda; Insecta; Diptera; Dolichopodidae
Gene: Coq7
Product: 5-demethoxyubiquinone hydroxylase, mitochondrial
Exons: 4
Coding region: 104-724 (206 amino acids)
Biological process (GO): regulation of gene expression; determination of adult lifespan; regulation of reactive oxygen species metabolic process
Cellular component (GO): nucleus; mitochondrial inner membrane
Molecular function (GO): 3-demethoxyubiquinol 3-hydroxylase activity
Source: RefSeq, a predicted model, not a curated record